GUUUGGAAAAGCUCUGGAAGAGGCAGUGGGAAGGCCGUGUCGUUGUCUAUCAUUUCAAUAAUAAAUAAUAUUUACGACCGGGUCCCCCAACCCAUCCAGUACCACGAGAGGGAAGGCAAUAGAGUGGCAGUUUGUUUCGGAGUACAUAGUGAACUAUCGAGCAUAAAUUUCAGUGUUUUGGUUGAAUCUAUACCGUCAAUAACGUGCCAUUUUCUCGUCUCUCGCGCGGUGAGCUUAUAUGCCAUAGGCGGAAAGUGAUGGUAGUGGUGCCGCAGUUUUCCUGCAGAGAAGAAGACACCUGCCACGACGACGGUUGGCAGUAAAUUUUACAUCGCAUCCUAGCCGUGUAGUGCCGUGGUACCUCUCUAACUAGCUAGCUAACGGGGUUACAUACAUACUGCCAAGUCGCAUUUCCUUUCCCACGUGACGGUCGUUUUCGUCGUCUUCGUCGUCGUCGUCGUCGUCGUCGUCGAAGUCAGUCAAUUUUCGGUUGUAUCCGUUCAGCAUAAAACAAGAAAAUGUCUACGAGUCGUUAUUUAAACUGGUCGCGACCGUCGCCCGGGAGGCAUCAUCCGCUCCGUAAGCAGAUAUCCUGCUUCGAGUCCUUUUCCGGUGGUGGGAGAAGUCUUUCGGUAAAUAACCUCGCCUCAGUGUCCGCGGACAAAAGUGUCGACUUUGCCACCUUCGUGACGGCUGCCACAAUCCAUAAAAAUCGCUUUCAAAAUUAUCACACUUACCAUCAGGCACACCAUCGGGGAACCAUCAUCACAGCAGAUACCGGCACCGGCGGAAGUGGCUCAUCGACACUGGUCUCGGACGGAGGGCCACCGAGGGCAACACCACGUCGUCGACCUGCCAGUGCUCACAUGACAUCCUCGUCGUCAUCGUCGCCGUCGUCCUCAGUGCUAUCCGGAUUAACGAUGGCCAAGAAGGUGAACACGCACGAAAGCCGAAAGGUCCUGACCAAGCAGCUCUCGCUGGAUCAUCCCGGUGCGCUGGGUCCUGCGGCGGGCCAUGCAUGGACUACGGCCGCUAGUCGGGCGCCAUCAAUCGGCGGGACCAGUUCGGUCGGUGUAGAUCAUCACGGUGCCGAUCCGGUACAGAGUCCGAAAGUUUGUGCGAGCUCCGGCAUCAAGAAACGGCCACCUGGAUUAAGUGUGAAGAAUGACAUCGAAUCAAGCGAACACAUCAAGAAAGCCCUAAAGCAGGGCAAGGACUCCCGCAUCAACAUCAAGAUCUUCCUCGGCCAAACCGUUCAGCAGGAUUCAUCCGACACUGGACACAGCGACACGGAAUGUUCCCCAAGCCUUCGAAAUCAGCCCCAUCAUCCUUCUUCACAAUCACCACAACCACCACCACAACAGCAACAACAACAACAACAACAGGAACAACCGCAAGAGCAGCAAGGCAAUCAAAAGGCGGAAGCGGAAAAUUCGCAACCGGAAGGCGCGAGUAAACCCAAACAGCAGCAAUCCUCCGGUGGCAGUGGCCGCAACUCGUCCCUAGCCCAACGUAGUGCUCAGUUCCAAGCGAAUCGGCAAAAUUCCGAAACCGCCGAAAGACGCCCGCCGCUGGUGCGGGCUAUGUCAGCUCCGAUCCGACCGAUAGACAACGAUUCCAAGUUCCUACAGAGUAAGAAGAAGACCCGGAAGAAGAAGAUUUUGCGUGAACGCGACGAGAUCAACGAGUGCGAUGAGGACGACUUCGACGAGGAAACACUCAAACUCAACACGACCAACAGCAAGAACACGCUCGCUGCAGCUGCUGGUGGUCCACGAUCGCGCUCGGUGCUAGGGGGAGCGUGCGACAUCGAAACCCUCGUUUCGCUACUCAGCUCCGGGGGAAGCGACUCGGAGAAGGAGGAUACGGUGCCUACGCACGGUGCGGAUUCCACCGGAAACAGCUCGACCAAUUUCAAUAUCAACAUCAGCUCGGCGCUCAAGUCGCGUGCUCCAAUGCUCAAGAAGGCUGGCAAGUCGGUUUCAUUCCAGGAGACCGAGCUGAAGCAAACCGCCGGACUCAACCGGGACUACUACCAGCCGGGUCAUCGCAAGCCACCGUCACUGCAACCUUUUGCCAAUCGAAUCAGGAGAAGCCAACAGUUGGCCAAUACGUUGAAUGCGUUUCAGAAGAAAAAUUUAACCGAGGGCACCAAGUCCGACGAGGAUAAGGACCAGCACAGCAGCGAUGAAUCCAAGGACAAUGCCAAAAGCAGCGAUUCCAUCCCACCAUCAUCAAAUCCAACGAAAACGGUUCAGGCGUCAUCCCCGUCGUCGUCGGAUGCCAAAACAGGAGAUGCUGGCAGUGGUGCCAGCGGUCAGGAUGGUGGACUGGUGGACGGCCAGACACCGAAGGAACGCGAAUGCUACCGGCUCUUUCAGAAGAUGUCCAACAUGGGUCUCUCGGUGUCGUACGAUACGAUCCUGCGGGGAAUGCUGACGCCAACGGAGCUGAGAGUACUCCAGAAGCAACGCACCAAGCUGCAGAAGCAACAGGAGUCAUCACGCCAGAACAGCAGCGAGACGGAGAAGGAGAACGACAGUAGCGACAAUAGCAAAAGCGAGGGAACUGCUAAUGCUAGUGAUUUGAGUAGUUUGCUUAGCAGCGGACCGGAACUGGAGGUCGUUAGUGGACCCCUGCCGGUAUUAGCGGAACAAACGGUAGAACAGUGAAUUUGGGCUAGAUAUUUUAUUUAGGUUCAGCAGAAAUUUGGUUUGAUCAGCAAACUGUGAUAGAAACUGAUUACUCGAAUGGGUACAAAAUGGACGAAAUGUUACGAAGCACCUAUUAUUGAAGCGCACAUUGAACGAACAGAGUUUUAAGCAUGUUGGCAAAAGGUUCAGAGUUUGUUUUGAAGAUGAAGCUCAGUAUCAGUUAGUUUUAGAAACCCCAAACAAGGACUACGGCACACAGUUGAAACUUUGUUAGAAAUUGCUUUAGCUAAUUGUAGCCACAAUAAAGAAUGUAUGUUCCGAAAAAAAAAA
Molecule: messenger RNA, 2984 nt
Organism: Ochlerotatus camptorhynchus
Lineage: Eukaryota; Metazoa; Arthropoda; Insecta; Diptera; Culicidae
Product: protein hunchback-like
Exons: 6
Coding region: 519-2672 (717 amino acids)
Source: RefSeq, a predicted model, not a curated record